AUGCACUUCAAUCUCAAGAGUACGUUCAAUACGUUGCACGGGAUUUUACCUUUACUUAUGUCCGUGUCGUUCAGGAUUUUACCAGAUCUGCAAUUCCGUCGCUCCAGUUUUAGUUUGCAAGUCACGAACGAUGAAUUUACUCAAGAUGUGCGAAGCGUAGCAUACGUGAUGGUAGAAUUGCUCACUGGGCUUCGGGUUCAUGGGAGUCUGAUGGAAAAGAGCAAUCUACUGAGCAAAGUUGCUACAGACUGCUUAGAGCACCAGUUUUUAAGCGCCGUGCUAGCACUCAAGCCACUCAAGGAACUAUUGGCGCAUCCUUACUUCUCGACAGUUAAUCCAACAUACAACCAAGUAUCAGAAACAACGCCUGAGCAGCGGUAUAUUGUCGGAAUUCUAACAAACCAGGAGCUGACCAAGUGUCAGAUCAUGACGCGACAAUAUUUACAGCAAAUCCGGGAAUGGAAAGCUCACUUUGAAAAGAAGUAUCGAAGAAAGCCACAGCCUGUCGACCACCCGGCUGGCAUUGUGCGUCUACAAGGACGAUGUCAGGCGCUGAAAGAGCGAAUGGAAGAACUGAACAAUCGCUUGCCUUCUUCUCAUGGCAGCGUCUACCAACUGAUCGAGGAAAAUGAUGCUCUAACAAUUGAUACACUCGACAUUGCCGGAUCACCAGUAGCGUCUGAAGCUAUGGGCUCUCAAGAGGGAAUGCUACUACGUUGCACAACAGAAGCCACGGACAGCUCCGGCACUAUCGAAGAAAUCAUGAUUGAGCCACGUGUAGCCAUGUCCAACGUGUUCAUCGACCCUACAGGCGCUCACGUGCUUAUUUCAAUGGAAAAUGGCUCCAAUUUCUAUCUACACACGGGGUCUACACGUCCCAAGAAGAUCAUGAAGGCUCAGGCACUACAGUUCACCAGUGUAGCGUGGGACCGGCAAUCAGGAUCACCCGAAGCUUCAGAACCUAUUCUCAUUGGUACAGACUCUGGCGCAGUCUUUGAAGCGGAAUUUGACGGAGGCAAGGAGAAAUCCUUUAAGAAAGUGUAUCAGAUCUCGAAUCAGGGACCAAUUGCCGGCAUUGGCUUUGAGCACUGGAAGCUGCCGUCCGGUGACUUACGGUACUAUGUCAUGCUGACCACCUCAGCGUCUGGAAAGAGACCGACGCGUAUGUUCCAGUUCAUUGGCGGCGGUUCUGGUGGAUUAGAGACCAUGUUUAACGAGUACACCAGUCCGGAUAAGCUGAGGUUCCAGGAACUUCCCGGAGAUAUUACCACUGCGGAGCUGCGGUUCUAUGCCAAGCAGGAACGCGAACGUGCUAAGGGCUUUGGUGUACUGACAGGAGAGGGUGUAUACCAUGGCGACUUUGUGUUCGGUCUAUCCAGUACUAUGGAGAACGUGACGACGGGUACGGGUCUGCUGGCGUAUCCUGGUAAACCUGAUAAAUCGUCGGGUAGUCGAGGCUCUUGGACGCCCCCGAUCUCGAUGGCAGUGACCCAGUAUCACGUGAUUUUAUUGUAUACUCGCCAUGUCCAGGUGGUGUCCAAGUUGAGUGGUGUGGUGGUGAUGGAGGAGACGUUCGACUCACGUGUGGGCAAUGUGCACGGUAUCACUGUGGAUGAUACGUUCAACACAGUGUGGAUCCACUCUAACCGUCGUAUCUUGGAAGUUAUGAUCGCUGAUGAAGACCGUAACGUGUGGAAAUUGUUCCUGAGCAAGGCUGUGAUGGGCAACGGCGACGAUCGCGACUUUGAACAAGCUUUGGGUGUCUGUCGCAAUGGAUGGGAACGUCAGCGCGUGCUGACGGCACAGGCAGACAAGCUCUUCGAUAAGGGAGAGUAUGACCGUGCAGCUGUCAUUUACGCCAAGACGACACGUUCCUUUGAAGAAGUGGCGCUUAAGUUUCUUGAGAAGGAGACGCGAGAUUCAUUACUUCUCUUCUUGUUGCAGAAGCUGAAGAGCUUAGGAGGAGAUGAGAAGACACAGAAGACGGUCUUGUGCUCCUGGAUUGUCGAGCUCUUCUUGGACAAGUUUAACGUGCUUAAGGGUAGUGCACAAGAUGUCGACGCCCACGCUAAUUUGCUGUUCGAGUUCAAGCAGUUCCUGCAGGACCAGAAGAGCCACUUGGACCCAGCCACGACUUUCAACCUGAUCUCCAGUCAUGGUCGACCUGAUGAGCUGGUGUUCUACGCAACUCUCAUUGAAGAUUACGAGAAAGUGAUCACAUAUCACGUGGAUCGUGGCGAGUAUGGUGCUGCAAUUGAGUUGCUACGCAGCGUGGAGACGUCUAAGGUGGAGGAGCUCUGGUACAAGUAUUCCCCCGAGUUGAUCAUCCACAAGCCGAAAGAAGUGUACGAGGCCUGGCUUGAGGCUGCCACGUUGAACCCGACACGUCUUAUCCCGUCCAUCGUGCGUCAUGUGCACCAGAAGAGCGGCGUGGGUGGCAAUCCAACUAGCAACACCACCAAGAACCGCUCAGUGUUGGAUAUGGCUAUCCGGUUCCUGAAGUUUGCCAUUAAACAGGGCAACCGGGACCCUACUAUCCACAACUACUUGUUGUUUUUGUUGGCAAAGCAUCCGGACGAGCGCUUGCUCAUCAGCUUCUUGCGCAAGAAACACAAUGGCAAGCAUCUAUUCGACAUUGCCUUUGCUUUACGUCUUUGCACGCAGAACGAGAAGAACCGCGCGUGUAUCUACAUCUACUCGGCCAUGGGACUGUAUCAGGACGCGGUGGAGAAGGCACUUCAAGUGGAUGUGAAGAUUGCGAAAGAAAUGGCCAGCAUGCCCGAGGAUGACGAGACUCGUAAGAAACUGUGGACGUUGAUUGCCAAGCACACAAUUGAUGCCGGUGGUGAGAUUAAGGACGCCAUGAACAUCCUGAAAGAAAUAUGGGAUGCGUGCAUGUUUAAUCCGUUCGAUCAGGACUUGGACCAGGUGAUGAGAGAGUGCGGUCGGGCGAUGAACUCGUGUCUGCGUGACGGGGGUACGGCAGGUUAUUGGCAUCCAAUUCGAGAGGCCGAUUGA
Messenger RNA from Phytophthora nicotianae INRA-310, 3018 nucleotides. RefSeq lists its product as hypothetical. Gene Ontology annotation, cellular component: HOPS complex; endosome. Gene Ontology annotation, molecular function: protein-macromolecule adaptor activity. The transcript has 3 exons. The record is from RefSeq and is a predicted model, not a curated record. Gene Ontology annotation, biological process: vesicle-mediated transport; intracellular protein transport; endosome organization. The coding region runs from base 1 to 3018 and encodes 1005 amino acids. Lineage: Eukaryota; Oomycota; Peronosporomycetes; Peronosporales; Peronosporaceae.